AUAACUCAGGGACAGGCACGAGAUCCCUUGCCUCCUCGAGACUCUACUCUACUCUGCUCCCUCGUUCGCUGGCUGGCUCACUCACGCACCCACACGCAUCACAGAUCACACGCACGAGCUCGCGCAGUUGGUGCGUCCUCCUCCACCACCUCCCCCUUCCCCUUCCCCUUCACUUCAAAGACACCAACCAGUGGGAGGGGAAUCAAGGAACCCAGGAAUCUAGAGAGAGAAGCAAGGUGCAGACUUGUUCUUCACAAAAGCGAGAGAGUAGGAGGCGGAGGAGAAGCAGGGACCAUUAGUUUCCUGACUGAAUUCUCCUAGUGCGAUCAUCAUGUUUCCGAGAAGAAAGCCAUAAGGCCCUGUAGAAGACCAUUAGUGUUUGCGCAGAGGGAUAGAGAGCAAGAGAGAAGAUGAGCUUUAACAAGAGCCGGGGAGCAGCAGGGGGAUUGGCGGCAGGGGAGGAGCUGCUGUUCAGGGGCACCAUCUCCAGGAAAUGGACCUUCCUGCUCUGCCUCAGCAGCUUCUGCAUAGGCCUCAUCUUCACCAACAGGAUGUGGACCAUGCCAGAACCCAAAGAAAUCAUGCGGAGAUCGGUCCUCCAGGUGGACAAAAUGAAUCUGGCCUCUAGUCAUUGUGCUCCGAAAAGUAUCAGCGAGCGAAAAGAAGUUGCUGGAGAAGUCCCACGAACUGAAGAUGCUAUACUAACAUUGGACAAAACUAUAUCAAACUUAGAAAUGGAGCUAGCCUCAGCGAAGGCGACACAGGAUUCUAUCCUCAACGGCGCACCAUCACCAGAAUCGACGGAGAAACGCAAGUACUUCAUGGUCAUUGGCAUUAACACUGCGUUCAGCAGCCGGAAGCGACGAGAUUCAGUUCGUGCCACAUGGAUGCCUCAAGGGGAGAAAAGACGGAAGAUGGAGGAAGAAAAAGGCAUUAUAAUUCGUUUCAUCAUAGGUCAUAGUGCAACAUCUGGUGGGAUCCUCGAUAAAGCAAUUGACGCAGAAGAUAGAAAACAUGGUGAUUUCUUGAGGCUGGACCAUGUUGAAGGGUACCUGGAACUUGCAGCGAAGAGCAAAUCGUACUUCGCCAAAGCAGUGUCCAUGUGGGAUGCAGAGUACUUUGUUAAGGUGGAUGACGAUGUACAUGUGAAUAUAGCAACUCUUGGAAGCAUAUUGGCUAGACAUCGGUCGAAGCCUCGGGUAUACAUAGGGUGCAUGAAAUCCGGCCCAGUCCUUGCUCAGAAGGGUGUAAGAUACCAUGAGCCUGAGUAUUGGAAAUUUGGCGAAUGGGGAAAUAAGUACUUCCGCCAUGCGACCGGCCAGCUCUAUGCCAUCUCAAAGGAUCUGGCCUCUUACAUAUCAAUCAACCAGCAUGUUCUCCACAAAUAUGCUAACGAGGAUGUAUCAUUGGGAGCCUGGUUCAUCGGAGUAGAUGCCGUACACAUCGAUGAACGCCGGCUGUGUUGCGGCACACCGCCAGAUUGUGAAUGGAAAGCGCAGGCGGGCAAUGUCUGUGCGGCCUCGUUCGACUGGAGCUGCAGCGGCAUCUGCAAGUCCGCGGAUCGGAUCAAGGAGGUCCAUCAGCGAUGUGGUGAGAAUGAGAAUGCUAUCUGGAACGCAACCUUCUAAACUGAAGAAUCUUCAAACUACACGCUAUUGAAAGAAGCGGGCACAUAAUAUCGAUAUUCAAUUCAUGCUUUAGCGGACCAGAUAUUCUAACCAUUAGUUGGAAUAUCAAAAUAUUGGAGAUGGUGGCCGAUUCAGAGCGCAUAUCAAGAGCAUGAGAUGAUUGUACAAUCAAGUGUACAAGCAUGACCGACAGUAGAAGUCUUCUUUUUUCUUCCCUUCCGUUCGCUUUCUUCUUCUUUUAGUAGUUUCAUUAGGAAGUGUAUCAAUGUACGUGGGGGAACUUUUCUGUUUUGGUCCUGGAGAAGAUCCCUGGGAACUUUACCUAUAUAAAUGAAAAGGUAGUGAGGAGGAGAGUGGAAGGAGAGGGAGAGUUUUCCCCCCA
Molecule: messenger RNA, 2010 nt
Organism: Lolium rigidum
Lineage: Eukaryota; Viridiplantae; Streptophyta; Magnoliopsida; Poales; Poaceae
Product: probable beta-1,3-galactosyltransferase 2
Exons: 11
Coding region: 411-1628 (405 amino acids)
Cellular component (GO): Golgi membrane
Molecular function (GO): hexosyltransferase activity
Source: RefSeq, a predicted model, not a curated record